AUGGCUGCCCAGCCAGGGCCCGGAAGUGCUGCCUCCCCGGGCAGCGCCGGGGCCAUGGAGCGGGUCCUACCCAUGCUGCUGGUGCGGAUCCCUGCCGAGGAGACGGCGCAGCUGGGACCGCGGGCGCAGCUGCACCGAGAGCUGGAGGCCCUGGGGAGCCUCACGGCUGCGGGCAGUCUCCAAGUGCUUUCCUUGGCGCCGGGCAGCCGGGGUGGAAGCAGCUGCUGCCUCCGAGGCCCCUUUAGGCAGUUCCUAUGGGAGGAGUCACAGAACAGCACAUCAAGAGACAAGCCCAAACUGCUUGUUGCCAGAGAAGAUUAUGAGCUGCUCGUGUAUGAGUUUGACUUGAGAGAUGGAAGAUGUGUCGCAGCCUUACUACACGGCUGUUGUGGGAGGACACUGCAGAAGCUUACUGAAGAGCAAGGUAUUUCCUUCAAGUCUCUGAGAAUUCUGUCAUUUCACAACAACACGUCAUUACUGCUCAUCAACAGAUGUCUCAUCGUACACGUUGUGUUUCCGGGGAGAGAACCCGGGGUCCCAGUGCUGGACUGCCUCUCACUGCCCCUGCCUGUACAGGCAGCAGACACGAUCAUUGAUGCGCAGCUCUGCAAGAGAUUUCUUUUUGUUCUGAGCACAGCGGGCUGGAUCUAUAUUUUUAACACUAUGGAUGGCAUGCAUGUAGCGCGAGUGGACUUGGCUCUUCUCAGAGAAGAUUCUGAGCAACUGGAGCCAGCCAGCAUCUCGUCCUUCACAUCCCUGAAAGUGUCUCAGGACUUAGAUGUUUUGGUGCUUGUCAGCUCAUCCAAUACUGCAGUUGCUCUUAACCUACAUUUGUAUUUCAGGCAACACCCAGGACACCUACUGUGUGAAGGAAUACUGGAAGACCUUCCUAUUGAAGGGCCUCCAGGGGUAGAUGAAGACGACCCGGUUAACUCUGUCCACAGCAUGAAACUGAGCAAGGUGUCCUUUCAGGUUGAUAGGUCCUGGAGAGCCCAGCUGUCAUCACUGAAUGCAUCAGUGAGGGGCUCAGAACCAGAGGUUUCCUGCUUUGCUCCGUGGUACCAGGGUGCUCUGCGUUUGGAGUCCCUGGAAUCUGGUCACCACACCCCCACUGUGCCAAGCCACGUUUUCAUUCCCGGAGAUGUCCCACGUGGCCGGUGUGCUUUUCCUCAGAAGGAGCACAUCAAGAGCAGUGAUCCAGAAAGACCGUGGAAGACAAUGCAUCUGAGUGAACGAGAGCAGCCCACAGAGCUCACGUGUCUGUCUGUGACGGGAUUUACUGCACUGUUUACUUGGGCAGUAGGAACGACCAGCUGCACCAUUGGCCUCUGGGACUUGGAGACGCAGAGCAUGCAGUGUUUUUCUCUCAGCCAGAAGUGUAUUCCUGUAGACAUCAGCGGAGCCCAGCAGCUGUGCCUUGCUUUGACAGACGAUGGUCUAUCUCUGAUUUUGUUUGGUUUGACUCAAGAGGAGUUUUUGAACAGACUAAUGAUCCAUGGCAGCGCCAGCACUGUGGACUCCCUUUGUCAUCUCAACGGCUGGGAACGGUGCUCAAUCCCCAUCCACGCUCUCGAGGCUGGCAUAGAAAAUCGUCAGCUGGACACAGUAGAUUUCUUCUUGAAGAGCAAGGAAAAUCUUCUUACUCCGUCUUCACAAUUUCCUGCUCCUGAUCAGCAGUACCCCUUUUCAUCCCAUCUGUACCUAAGGCAGGUAGAAGAGAUGAGCCCAGCCCUGGAUUUACUAUGCUCAGCAAUUAGAGAAAGUGACUCGGAAACCCAAAGCAAACACUUUGCGGAGCAGCUGCUUCACCUCACACUGUCUUUCCUUAACAAGCAGAUAAGGGAGCUUUUUGUUCACACUGAAGAGCUAGAUGAGCAUUUACAGAAAGGAGUGGCCAUUUUGACCAGCUACAUCAAUGAGCUUCGGACUUUUAUGAUAAAGUUUCCAUGGAAACCAGGAGAUGCCAUAGAUGAAUCUGAUGUAAAUGAAGGUGUCGUCACAGUGAAGGAGGACCAGGUUUGGGAGGAACUCAGCUUUGAGGAAGUUAUUGCUGAUGCCAUUUUAAAUAACAGAAUACCAGAGGCACAAACUUUCUUUAGGAUUACUGGUCAUUCCGCUCAACGACUGGAGGAACUGGUUAGGAUUGGCUUAGAUCUGGCAUUUGACAGUUUAAAAAAGAACAACGUGGAGGAGGCCUCCAGGCUCCUGAGGAACAUGGGCUUCAGUGUGGAAGAUGAGUUGCUUAAGAUAUGCUUUUAUACAACUGAUAAAAAUAUACGGGACUUUUUGGUUGAAAUUUUAAAAGAAAAGAAAUGUUUUUCCGCAAAAGAAAGAAGAACUGUAGACUUUGUUCAUCAACUUGAAACACUUUAUUCUGGACACUUCCAGGAAAAUGCACAGAUGCAGGUUUUCCCCAGGUAUUGGAUAAAGGAUCAGGACUGUUUCAAACACAAAUCUGUCUUGGACACAUUCCUCAAAUAUGAUAAAAAAGAUGAGUUUCACAAACAGGACCACAGGAUUGCAUUGAAUUGGGCUCACUGGUGGGAUCUGCAAACACAGGAAUGUAUCCUUCUCCCAAGAAUAAGUCCAAAAGAAUACAAAGCAUGUUCCCCAGAAGCCCUGUGGAGACACCUCACGGCUCACCAUGACUGGUCAAGCAUCAGCUUGUGGAUGGAAGAAUUUCAGACACAGGAAAUUGAGUCACCUCAGCAGAGCAAGUGGCCCCCUCUGAGUGCUGACAUCAUUGAGCAGGGCACUUGCUGCCACAGUCACAUGAGGAAUGAGAUUUUAGACAAGCUGGCCAGAAGUGGCAUUUUUCUUGCAUCUGAGCUGGAAGACUUUGAACUCCUCCUCCUGAGGCUGAGCCGGAUUGGGGGCGUAAUGCAGGACAGCCUCCCCGUGCAGAGGUACAAAUCCUCUGCAGGGUGCGACUUUCACUCCCGAUUCAUCCUCUACUGUUUGGAGCAUGGCCUGCAGCAUCUUCUCUAUGUCUAUCUUGACUAUUACAAACUUAGUCCUGGAAAUUGUCCUUUUUUGGAAAAGAAAGAACUACAUGAAGCUCACCCUUGGCUUGAAUUUUUGGUUCAGUGUCGGCAAGUCUCCAGUAACUUGACAGAAAUGGCUACAGUUCUUAGCAGGAGAGCGAGCGAGGAGUUGUCAGGAAAGCUGCAGGUCAUUCAGAAUGAAGACAGCGAGAACUGUUUGAAGAAAGUGGACCCCCAGCUACUGAAGGUGGCCUUAACACCCUACCCAAAGCUCAAAGCCGCGCUCUUCCCACAGUACACGGCUCCUAGUAUGCUGCCCUCUGAUAUUACACUCUACCACCUCAUCCAGUCCUUGCCCCCCUUUGAUCCUAGCAGGCUGUUCGGCUGGCAGUCUGCCAACACACUAGCUAUAGGAGACACAGGCAGUCAGCUCCCACACUUCUCCAGCCCUGACCUGGUGAGUAAAUACGCUGUGCUGGAACGUCUGAACUACGCCUAUUAUCUACAUCACGGACGCCCAUCAUUUGCCUUUGGCACCUUUCUGGUCCAGGAGUUGAUCAAGAGUAAGACUCCCAAGCAACUGAUCCAGCAAGUAGGCAAGGAGGCCUAUACCUUAGGGCUCUCUUCCUUCAACAACCCUUCGGUAGGGGCUGCCUGUGUCUGCUUCUUAGAAUUGCUUGGCCUCAGCAGCCUCAAGCUCAGAGUUGACCUGAAAAUGGCAAAUGUAAUUUUGGGCUCCAAGCGUAAAGAUGAAGAUGCUCAUUCCAGCUUCAUCAGAGAGUCUCUGGCUGAGAAGCUGUCUAAGCUUGCUGACGGUGACACAGCAACCACAGAAGAGCUGCUCGUUCUCUUGGAGGAAGGUGUGUGGGACAGCAUUGAGCAGCAGGGCUUUAACAGGUUGUCCAGCGAGUCCAGCAGCCAGUGGGCAUUAGUGCUUCAGUUCUGCAUGCUCCACGACAGGAAACUGAGUGUGUCCUACCUUAGAGAAUGUGCCAAAGCAAAUGACUGGCUGCAGUUUUUGGUUCACAGCCAGCUGUAUAACUACCACCCAGCAGAGGUGGAAUCUCUUCUUCAGUAUUUCAGUCCUGUCCUUCAGAGCCACUUGAAGCUGGCUUCUGAGAAACUGUCAUCAGGGUCCAUCUCUAGGGAUGACAGCUGCCUCCAGGAACUCCAGAAAAACAAAGGAGAAACGAGUGAUUUCUUUGAAAUUCUCCACCGGUGCUCAGAUGAGUCUGCCUCUUGGAGCUGGCUCCUGGCUGAGGCAGUGAAACAUCGGGUUCCCAUCCUCAGUGUCCUGGCCUCAUGUAUCCAGGGUGCCAGUAUUGUCCCCUGUCUCUGUGUUUGGAUUGUCACCUCCGUGGAGGACAAGGUUGCAGUUGAAGCAGUAGGACACAUUCAGAUCUCUGUAGAGAACCAUCACUGGAGCCUGGAGGACCUGUCCAUCAUCUGGAGAACUGUACUGACAAGACGCAAGAGCCACACUCUCACCCAAGGUUUCCAGCUCUUUAUUAAGGAUUCCCCACUUCUAUUGAUUAUGGAGAUGUAUGAACUGUGUAUGUUCUUCAAGAAUUACGAGAAAGCCAAAGUUAAACUUUUGGAGUUCCAGAAAAGCCUUGAAACACUUGACACAGCGGCUUCAAGGGUCCUUCCUAUCAUACCUGCCUCGUGGAUAAAGGACCAGGUGUGUUUCCUUUUGAAACUUAUGCCACAGCAGUGUGAGACGCAGUAUGAGCUGGGGAAACUCCUCCAACUGUUUGUUGGGACUGAGAAGCUCUUCUCUGACGGGCCAGACGUGCAGAAGCUGUGUCUCCUCAGCCAAGUACUGAAGGACACACCUAUCGCCAUUAGCCCUGCAGUCAUUUCCAGCUACAGCACUGAGAAUUUUCAGCGGGAAUGUAGAUCUAUUUUGGAGAAGCUAAAGGCAGAUGGGCAGUUUGCUGUGGCCAGGAGAGUGGCCGAGUUAGCAGCCCUGCCUGUGGACAGCUUGCUGAUUGAACAGUUAACCCAGGAAAUGCAAACACUAACACACACUCCGCAGUGGUCCCUGAAACAAGAAAGACUUGACUUCUGGAAAAAAUGCCAUGAAAAUUUUAAGAAAAACUCUAUUUCAAAGAGAGCAGCCUCUUCCUUCUUCUCUAGCCAAGCCCCUGAGGUGAGCGAGCACCCUGCUGAACAGAGCAGCCUUGAGGAGCGCCAUCUGCUGCUUACUCUGGCAGGCCACUGGCUUGCCCAAGAAGAGCCAGUUCCCGUGGAGGAACUGGAGGAGCUGGAGAAACAGAUUUGGAUCUGCCGCAUUGCCCAGCACACAUGGGGAGGGCCUGGAGAAGCCAAGCCCAGCCUCUCUCAACGCAGGUUGGCUGCUGCUGAGCUUUCUUUUGAUAGCUUAGCCAGUGAGCUGUCCUUCUCCAAGCUUGCUGCUUUGAACACAUCCAAAUACUUAGACCUUAAUGAUCUUCCAUCCAAGACAACAUGUGAGAACAGACUGGAACACAAAGAGCAGGAGUCACUGAACACUUUGAUCGGGCAGCUGCUGGAUGGUGGCUGUGUGCAUGAAGCAAGCAGAGUGUGCCAGUAUUUCCGUUUCUAUAGCCAGGAUCUAGUGCUGGUAUUGCACUGCAGAGCCUUGGCCUCUGUAGAGGCCAACAUGGAAGACUUGCACUCAGAGAUCCGCGCCCUCCUCUCAAGUGCUGCACAGCCUGAGGAUCUGGAGAGCCCGAGUGUCCCUCUUCGGAAAAUCCAUAGCUCUUCAAGUUUGGACAGUCAGUCACUUGUGAUGGUACCACCCACUGAUGAGGUGGCCCGGAACCUCCACACUCUCAUAAGCAAGUGUCUCCAUGGGAAGAACUACUGCCGGCAGGUCCUCUGUCUGUAUGAGCUUGCCAAGGACUUGGGCUGUUCCUAUGGAGAUGUUGCUGCUAGGGACAGUGAAGCCAUGCUCCGAGCAAUCUUGGCUUCUCAGCGGCCUGACCGAUGCAGACAAGCCCAGGUCUUCAUCAACACCCAGGGUCUUGAACCAGACACUGUGGCUGAACUAGUGGCUGAAGAGGUGACCCGGGAGCUACUGACUCCAUCAGAGGGAACAGGAGAAAAGCAACCCUUCAACCCAGCAGAGGAAAGCCAGACAUUUCUUCAGUUAACUGCUUUGUGUCAAGACCGUACAUUGGUAGGCAUGAAGUUAUUGGACAAGAUUCCCUCUGUCCCCCACGGGGAGCUGUCCUGCACCACAGAGCUCCUGAUCCUGGCCCACCACUGCUUUACCUUUACGUGCCACAUGGAAGGUAUCAUCAGAGUCCUACAGGCUGCCCGGAUGCUUACAGAGAACCAUUUGGCUCCCAGCGAGGAGUACGGAUUAGUGGUCCGCCUCCUCACUGGCAUCGGGCGCUACAAUGAGAUGACAUACAUAUUUGACUUGCUGCAUCAAAAGCAUUAUUUCGAAGUUCUGAUGAGGAAGAAGCUAGACCCAACUGGCACCCUGAAGACAGCCCUACUAGACUACAUCAAACGCUGCCGCCCCGGAGACAGCGAAAAGCACAAUAUGAUUGCCUUGUGCUUCAGCAUGUGCCGGGAGAUAGGAGAGAAUCACGAGGCAGCAGCCUGCAUCCAACUGAAGCUGAUUGAGUCUCAGCCCUGGGAGGAAAGCCUCAAGGAUGGAGCCCAACUAAAACAGCUCCUGCUUAAAGCCCUGACUCUGAUGUUGGAUGCAGCAGAGAGUUAUGCCAAGGACUCCUGUGUUCGACAGGCCCUGCACUGUAACCGGCUCACCAAGUUGAUAACACUACAGAUUCACUUUCUCAACAGUGGCCAGAAUACAAUGCUUAUCAACUUGGGCCAUCAGAAGCUAAUGGACUGUAUCAUGACCCUACCUCGGUUCUACCAGGCUUCUAUUGUAGCUGAGGCCUAUGACUUUGUUCCUGACUGGGCUGAAGUACUCUACCAACAAGUGAUUGUUAAAGGAGACUUUAGUUAUUUGGAAGAAUUUAAGCAGCAGAAGUUACUAAGACCUAAUAUAUUUGAAGACAUUUCCAAAAAAUAUAAACAACACCAGCCUACUGACAGGGUCACAGAAAACCUGAAGAAGUUACUUUCAUAUUGUGAAGAUAUCUACCUGUAUUAUAAGUUGGCUUAUGAACACAAAUUUUUUGAAAUUGUAAAUAUGCUUCUGAAGGACCCUCAGACGGGAUGCUGCCUUAAAGAUAUGCUCGCAGGUUAGAAGAUCGGAAAGGCGCCUGAUUGCUUGUUUGUACCUAUACAGCCCUAAUGGAUGUUCAGUCAUAAUAAAAUAUUUGGAGAACUUUAUCCCCAUUUGAGUUGAGAAGCCCAGAAAUAUACCAUACUAAAUCAGUCAUUUGUGUAAGGAAUAGAGAAAAAAAUCAGUAUUGAGAUCCAAAGCGUCUUGUUAGCGUGGCUUCUACAUCAAAGAAACAGUGGUUAGAGAACGCCUGUGCCUGCAGGUUCCAGUUUCAAAGCAAUUUAAUCUUAUUUACAGUUAAGGAACAGGUGAUACAUUUUCAUGAGUUAGAAACUGAACUUUGUAUAAUAAAAUAGGCUUUAAUUCA
Molecule: messenger RNA, 7540 nt
Organism: Mus pahari (shrew mouse)
Lineage: Eukaryota; Metazoa; Chordata; Mammalia; Rodentia; Muridae
Gene: Spg11
Product: SPG11 vesicle trafficking associated, spatacsin
Exons: 40
Coding region: 1-7194 (2397 amino acids)
Biological process (GO): chemical synaptic transmission; axo-dendritic transport; synaptic vesicle transport
Cellular component (GO): dendrite; synapse; axon
Source: RefSeq, a predicted model, not a curated record